ACCUUUCGGAAGUAACCAAGGAGAAACGACAUUUCCCAGGGUGCACCUCUACUUGUUUGACACUGUAGCGUUCAUGGCGUCGAAUCGAGGUCUUGGGUCUGCUCCUAUUUUGAUACACAGAUAAACUGUCACAGUUUUAACGCAACUUGUCGCGAUGGAAGUGGCCCAGUCACUCGGUGCGGACGAGCAGACGCGUUUGACCCAGUUGAGGUUCGACGCCGCCGUCAAAGUCAUCAAGAGUUUGCCUCCGGAUGGUUCUUUUCAGCCAUCCAACGACAUGAUGCUCAAAUUCUACAGUUACUACAAGCAAGCCACCGUGGGCAAGUGCAACAUAGCGCGGCCCGGAUUCUGGGACGCUGUCGGCAAAGCCAAAUGGGACGCAUGGAACUCCCUGGGUGAAAUGACUAAAGAGGAAGCAAUGACAGCCUACGUUGAUGAAAUGAAGCUGAUUCUGGAGGGUAUGCCAAUGACAGGCGAGGUGGAGGAACUCCUGCGGAUCCUUGGACCCUUUUAUGAACUGGUGGACGAGAGGAAAAAAAUCACGCAGAUAUCCGACCUCGGCACAGCCCGUUUGACACAGUUUGCUAGGCAGCUGGAAGGCUUCAGCACAACUCUGAGCAGCGUGUCGUCAAAGAACAUGGCCAAGAGCAUCGUGAGGACCAUGGAAAUGAAUGGCACGCUGGACGCCGGGCCCGCCAAGCCCGCCCCUAAGGACAACAAAGAAACAUCCGAGGAAGAAGACGAAGACGAUGAGGUCAGCAAAGCCUCUCAACCGAAGAAGAAAGCGUCGCCGAGAGCGCACAAAGCUCAGAAUGGCAAAAUGGCCAACGGCGUGUCACAUUUGACAAACGGCGACCACUCGCUUACACCUCAGGACGUACUGGAUGCUCAACCGCUGCUCAACGGCCACCCCGCCCCUCCCCCCACUUCAGAGGCCAGCGAGGAUGUGACCGGCCCCGCCCAGCUUGCCAGCGACUCGGACAGCGAAGUCUAUUGUGACUCAGUGGACCAGUUAGGGCAGGACGAGAGCACCGAGCAGACUCGGUCUCUGGAAGACCUGGAUGAGGAGGUGGAGGAGGAUAAAGAGGAACCUGUGGACCGUGAGGAUCUGCAGGGAGUGCCGCAGGGCAUCAGGUGUGGCGGAGAGGACAGUGACGCCGGCGGGAGCGUGACGCAGAGGUCCAGGCUCAACGUGGAAAUGCCAAACUCCGCCGUUGGAGGCGGCAGAGGCUCCAGGUCCCACGGCCGUGGCCUCGGUGCGCUGAAGCCCACCCACGGCAGCGGCGGAGACGACAACGCCGGCGGCGGUGGCGGUGGCGGUGAGCGGCGGGCUGGAGCGGGCACGCCGGUGGGCAACCUGAACGAGCAGAUCGUGGCGGCGCUGGCCCAACUGCAGGAGGACAUGCAAAGUGUCCUGGAGAGGCUCCACACGCUCGAGGCUCUCGCCGCCACGCAGGCCAGGUCAACAGUCAUGUCUCCUGUUCAUCCCUCUACGCCACCGAAUAAGAACAGUCUGAGACCAUCGUGGUGGCCUUUUGACAUUUCUCCCAGCAGUCUGGCCUUUGGCGUCAUGUGGCCCUUUGUGGUGCACUGGCUCAUCGGCCUCUACGUGCAGAGGAGGAGAAGACGACUGAACUGAAACAAAUGAGGACGACCGUGAAGAAUAGUUGACUUUCAUGUGGUUUUGCCUAAACCGCUUGCUUUUGCACUAAGGAACGAGAAAGAAAUCCUGUGAGGAAACAUGCAUACUGAAGAAUGUGAUCAUGCAAUACAUUGUAUGUUGUUAAGGCGGUUUCUAUAGCAACUCGGGCUUAACCUGUACAAAGCGGGCCUGAUACUGUCUUGAGCUUGAUGUGAUUUCAAUCUUUGACUUUAGUCGCCCGGAGCCAUGCUGCUAAAACACAGACAGAGAAAAAAAUGUUAAGAAUUUAGUAGCGUAAAAGGAAGAUGCAUAAAUACUGUACCGU
Messenger RNA from Hippocampus zosterae (dwarf seahorse), 1967 nucleotides. RefSeq names its product acyl-CoA binding domain containing 5a (gene acbd5a). The record is from RefSeq and is a predicted model, not a curated record. Gene Ontology annotation, molecular function: fatty-acyl-CoA binding. The transcript has 14 exons. The coding region runs from base 155 to 1639 and encodes 494 amino acids. Gene Ontology annotation, cellular component: peroxisome. NCBI's taxonomy places the organism in Eukaryota, Metazoa, Chordata, Actinopteri, Syngnathiformes, Syngnathidae. Gene Ontology annotation, biological process: fatty acid metabolic process; autophagy of peroxisome.